UGUGACAAGUCAGCAGUGUGUUUGCAUGUACAUCAUGGAUGUUCUUUUGCCAUCCAUGCUAGAGGACGACCCACACCUGAUGGCUGAGCCGGCGAUCCGGAUCUUUGAGCAGCCCAGACCGAGAGGAAUGCGCUUCCGUUACAAGUGUGAGGGUCGCUCGGCUGGUAGCAUCCCUGGCGAGAAUAGCACGGACAGCAACAGGACCUACCCCAGUCUGCAGAUUCUGAAUUACUGCGGCAAAGGCAGAGUGUGUGUUUAUUUGGUGACCAAGAAUGAGCCUUACAGGCCACAUCCUCAUGAUCUGGUUGGCAAAGACUGCAAAGACGGCUACUACGAGGCUGAGUUUGGACCCGAUCGCAAAGUUAUCGCUUUUCAGAAUCUGGGUAUUCGGUGUGUGAAGAAGCGGGAGGUCAAAGAGGCCAUUUUACAAAGGAUUAGCAGAGGAAUCAACCCCUUCAAUGUGCCGCAAGAGCAGCUGCUGCAGACGGAAGACUAUGACUUGAACGUGGUUCGCCUGUGUAUACAGGUUUUCCUGCAGGAUGACACAAGCCCCUACACUCGAGUACUCAAACCUGUAGUCAGCAACCCCAUCUUUGACAACAGGGCACCAAACACCGCAGAGCUGAGGAUCUGUCGGGUCAACAGCAACAGUGGUUCUGUUAAGGGAGGAGAUGAGAUCUUCCUGCUCUGUGAUAAAGUGCAAAAAGAUGACAUAGAAGUCCAUUUUUUCUGUGAUGGCUGGGAGGCCAAAGGCUCAUUCUCGCAAGCCGACGUUCAUCGCCAGGUGGCCAUCGUCUUUAAGACGCCGCCUUUCUACAACACCUCUAUAACAGAGUCAGUCACUGUACACAUGCAGCUACGACGACCCUCCGAUCUGGAAGUCAGCGAGCCCUUGGACUUCCGAUAUCUUCCAGAUGACAAAGAUCCUUACGGCUACAAUAAGAAAAAACGCAGUAGAGAGAACUUAAUCAAAAUGUCAGGGUUGUCAGCGGUUCCGUUUUCUGGCUUGGUGGCGAACAGGCAAAGGGCAGUGCCACUGAAUACCAGGAAACACAUGCCAGACCUUAACAUGUACCCCAAGCAGAUGCCAUCUACAAUGCAGCAACCGCUGUUCCACCAACCCUACCAUGCAAAUGUUCCAGUCAGCCAUUCCUGGACAAACCCUAACCCAGUACUCCCAAUGGAUACAGUCCCCAUCAAUCCUUCCAAUGUCAUGAGCAAUUUGUCCCAGCCUAAAAGCAGUCAGCUACAGCAUCAAAACCACGGUUCAACUUUCUUCGGUGAAAACAAUGUCCUCCCGCAGCUCUCUAUGAGGGACCUGCAGUGCUUGGACUCGGUUCCUCAAGUUCCCUUGAUGAACCAACCUGAGUCCCACCAGCACUUCUCAUCGCAGCACCAAGGGAUGGGCUCAGUCUUCAAUAACCGAGUCCAAAACUAUCCCGAGAUGCAAAACCAGAGCUUUCAAAAUACGUGCAACAAUUUUCCCACCCACAAUCCAAUUCAGAACACAUUCUGCACUGUUUCUGGGGCUGAAAAGGGCACUCAUGUACUUGGAUCUUUCCCACUUUUGGCAGGGAUGGAAAUAAAUGAAUUUCAGAAAGGCCAAGUCGGAAGAGAAACUCUGUUCCAACUAAAGCAAGAACCGCCGAUCUCAGUCAAACAAGAGCCAAGCGCGUCUGCCAUCGCCUUCCCUGGAGAGCCCCAGGCAAACACGUACACCAACCUUCUCCCUCGUCCAUCGAGCAACGGCACUAACAUGAACGUUUUCAGGCAAGACGGCAGAAAAAAAGCCCAGCUCGCUCAGCCAAAUCUGAAAGACUCUUACUCUACAAACAACUGGACUUCUGAGAGUCACUUCCCAACUUUGGAUGACUGGUUAAGAGCUGACACAAUUGCACAACACAAUGACUACAAGGAAUGACAAUUAAAAGGAGAUGCUCAGCUCUGAAGAAUUCUUAACAAAAACUCAAACUGAUACUUGUCCUAGGAUGCUUGCGGAGUACUUUUGCUUUGGCACGACGUGUGUAUUGGAUAACAGGAGUGAGAGAACAAUUUAAUUGGCAGUUCCACGCCCUUAACCAGAGCAAUGAAUGAUUUCAAUUCCUUUCAUUCCACAUUGCAUUAAGUGCAAAUUGUGCCAGUAAAUUUGAAUUUUGGGAGAAACGGUGGGGGAUUUUGACGUUAUCGUGUUCUUAUUAUUACUUUUGCUUUAAUCGGAACGUCACGCAUUGCUGAUUUGCAUAUACCGUAUUUUUCGGACUAUAAGUCGCACCUGAGUAUAAGUCGCACCAGCCAUAAAAAGCCCAAUGAAGAGGAAAAUAACAUAUAUCGUAUUGGCCCGAAUAUAAGACGGCCCUGAUGAUAAGACGACCCCCUCUUUUUCAAGACUCAAGUUUGAAAAAAAGACUUUUUGAACACCAAAUUAUUUUUUUAUACAGAAAAUAAUUACAGUACAUCUGAAACAAAUGAUUAAAACUAUAUAUUUGAGAGAAAAUGCAUGUUAUUUUGCCUCAUUCAAAUCUUAAUAUCUGAACAUUUAAAUAUGUAAACUAAAGUGCAAUCACAUACGUAAAUGAAUGGUUUCUGGUUUUUGAAGUGUAAAUAAACCAAUCUAUUGUGAUAAAACAACAACAUUGCAAUAACCAUCAAAGUGAGGUCUAAUAAGAAACAAAUCUGAAUAUGGAAAAACAUUGCAAUAAAAUAAUGCAAGCUGGUUAAACUUGAGAGUAGCUGAGAUCUGUCAUGACAGAACAUCGCUUCAAUGAUAUCUAGCGUCGUGAAUGGGUAUAAUGUCUAGAACGCGAAUAUAAGACGACCCCCACUUUUUCAGUUGUAUUUCAAUGCAAAAAAAAAAACACUCUUAUAUUCGGGCCAAUACGGUAUACAGUGGGGCAAAUGAGUAUUUAGUCAACCACUUGUGCAAGUUCUCCCACUUGAAAAUAUUAGAGAGGCCUGUAAUUGUCAACAUGGGUAAACUUCAACCAUGAGAGACAGAAGAAAAAAAACUGAAAAUCACAUUGUUUGAUUUUUAAAGAAUUUAUUUGCAAAUCAUGUUGGAAAAUAAGUAUUUGGUCAAUACCAAAAGUUCAUCUCAAUACUUUGUUACAUACCCUUUGUUGGCAAUAACGGAGGCCAAACAUUUUCUGUAACUCUUCACAAGCUUUUCACACACUGUUGCUGGUAUUUUGGCCCAUUCCUCCAUGCAGAUCUCCUUUUGGGCCUUGUUCUGGGGCUGUCGUUGGGCAACACGGACUUUCAACUCCCUCCACAGAUUUUCUAUGGGGUUGAGAUCUGGAGACUGGCUAGGCCACUCCAGGACCAUGAAAUGCUUCUUACGAAGCCACUCCUUUGUUGCCCUGGCUGUGUGUUUGGGAUCAUUGUCAUGCUGAAAGACCCAGCCACGUCUCAUCAUCAAUGCCCUUGCUGAUGGAAGGAGAUUUUCACUCAAAACCUUUCGAUACAUGGCCCCAUUCAUUCUUCCAUUACACAGAUCAGUCAUCCUGGUCCCUUUGCAGAAAAACAGCCCCAAAGCAUGAUGUUUCCAACCCCAUGCUUCACAGUGGGUAUGGUGUUCUCUGGAUGCAAUUCAGUGUUCUUUCUCCUCCAAACACGAGAACCUGUGUUUCUACCAAAAAGUUCACUUUUGGUUUCAUCUGACCAUAACACAUUCUCCCAGUCCUCUUCUGGAUCAUCCAAAUGCUCUCUAGUGAACCGCAGACGGGCCUGGACGUGUACUGGCUUCAGCAGGGGGACACGUCUGGCAGUGCAGGAUUUGAGUCCCUGGCGGCACAUUGUGUUACUUAUAGUAGCCUUUGGUACUGUGGUCCCAGGUCUCUGUAGGUCAUUCACUAGGUCCCACCGUGUGGUUCUGGGAUUUUUGCUCACCGUUCUUGUUACCAUUUUGACGUCACGGGGUGAGAUCUUGCAUGGAGCCCCAGAUCGAGGGAGAUUAUCAGUGGUCUUGUAUGUCUUCCAUUUUCUAAUAAUUGCUCCCACAGUUGAUUUCUUUACACCAAUCGUUUUACCUAUUGCAGAUUCAGUCUUCCCAGCCUGGUGCAGGUCUACAAUUUUGUCUCUGGUGUCCUUCGACAGCUCUUUGGUCUUGGCCAUAGUGGAGUUUGGAGUGUGACUGACUGAGAUUGUGGACAGGUGUCUUUUAUCCCGAUAAUGAGUUAAAACAGGUGCCAUUAAUACAGGUAACGAGUGGAGCCUCGUUAGACCUCGUUAGAAGAAGUUAGACCAGAAAUCUUGAUUGUUUGUAGGUGACCAAAUACUUAUUUUCCACUGUAAUUUGGAAAUAAAUUAUUUAAAAAUCAAACAAUGUGAUUUUCUGUUUUUUUUUUUCACAUUCUGUCUCUAACGGUUGAGGUUUACCCAUGUUGACAAUUACAGGCCUCUCUAAUCCUUUCAAGUAGCAGAACUUGCACAAUUGGUGGCUGACUUAAUAUUUAUUUUCCCCACUGUGUGUGCGCAAAUAGUUUAACAGUUCUAUACUUUAGUUAUGUGUAAAUAAAUUGUUACUUUGCGAUCAAAAGCUCUAUUUGUCUUGUUGUUUAUGUUAUAUUGUAAAAGGAACCACAAUUGGUAGUUGAUUAAAUACUUAUUUGCCCCACUGUAAGUCGCACCAGAGUAUAAGUCACAUUUUUGGGGUAAAUUUACCUGAUAAAAUCCAGCACAUAGAACAGAUAUUUCAUCUUGAAAGGCAAUUUAAAAUAAAAAUACAAUAUAGAACAACAUGCUGAAUAAGUGUACAGUAUUAUAAUGUUACAUGAUGCAUGAACAACCAAAUGCGAACGUGGCCGGUAUGUUAAUGUAACAUAGCUAUUAAGCGUUAUUCAGAUAACUAUAGCAUAAAGAACAUGCUAAAAAACCAUCAGUGUCACCCCAAAAUACCAAAAUAACAUGUGAAAUGAUAUAAUAAUGUGUUAAUAAUUUCACACAUAAGUCACUCCUGAGUAUAAGUCGCACCCCCAGCCAAACUAUGAAAAAAAAACUGCGACUUACAGUCCGAAAAAUAUGGUAGAUUUUUGUCCAUUUGUAUCUUUCAAACAACAUUUUUUUUGUCAAUUUAGCCCAAUUCAGUGCUUGCUGAAAGGCUCAUGAAUUGACAAGGUACGAAAAAUUUCCUAGAAGGAAGUUGAAGGAAGCACAGAGUUGUGAUUUUCCUUAGUAAUGACUAUGUCACACCAGUGAUCACUUGUGUUGUGUUCUCAGAGGUUCUUCUCGGAGAGGCAAACAGAUGUUUGACUGAUAGAAAUGUGAGUAUUAUGUUGUUGGUUUCUUCAUCUGACUCAGGCGUUUUAGUUUUUUUUUUAUAUAUACUGUAUAUAGUACACAUGACUAAUUAAGGACAAACACUUGCUCUUGCUUCUCCGGUUUUCUACAUGUGCGCCUUUAAGAAUUGUUGACUAGGAUAUUUGUGGGGGUUGUUUUGCUGCAGGAUCCGAUUUUAAUAAACAAUGUCACUCAUUGCUUUUUUUCAGUGUUAAUGGGUAGUUAACUGAUGAAUGUGUCAGAUUCUUCCACUUAAUAUAAGGAUAUAUUACUAUUUUUUCGUAUUGAACCCAUACAUCUGAAAGUCGGUCAUUUUUCACAUAAAUCAAGAAAAAAUUUCUUUCAAAUAAUGUUUUGAACAAUAUUCUUGUAUUAAAAACAUUUCUACCAAACAAGUUUUUCUUUUAAGAUGAAAUAUACAA
Messenger RNA from Corythoichthys intestinalis (scribbled pipefish), 5696 nucleotides. It is a transcript of the gene rel, whose product is annotated as v-rel avian reticuloendotheliosis viral oncogene homolog. Gene Ontology annotation, biological process: inflammatory response; positive regulation of transcription by RNA polymerase II; non-canonical NF-kappaB signal transduction. NCBI's taxonomy places the organism in Eukaryota, Metazoa, Chordata, Actinopteri, Syngnathiformes, Syngnathidae. The transcript is spliced from 11 exons. The record is from RefSeq and is a predicted model, not a curated record. Bases 26 to 1921 code for a protein of 631 amino acids. Gene Ontology annotation, molecular function: RNA polymerase II cis-regulatory region sequence-specific DNA binding; DNA-binding transcription factor activity, RNA polymerase II-specific. Gene Ontology annotation, cellular component: cytoplasm.